This is a messenger RNA of Histoplasma capsulatum G186AR, 549 nucleotides long. RefSeq lists its product as uncharacterized. The transcript has a single exon. The record is from RefSeq and is a predicted model, not a curated record. NCBI's taxonomy places the organism in Eukaryota, Fungi, Ascomycota, Eurotiomycetes, Onygenales, Ajellomycetaceae. Bases 1 to 549 code for a protein of 182 amino acids.
AUGCCGGAAGUCUGCGGCAAACAGAACGAAAGAACUGAGCUUGGCGGGUUGGAACAGAGAAAACAGCAGGAGCAGCCAGCCAGAACGCGACAUUCCGACGCGGCGUUUCGAGCACUGCUGCAGCCGGUCAGUGGAAUCAUCCUCGCGGCUCCAGGGAAGAAUCCGCCGUACAGCAGCACGCCGCCGGGAUUGCUGCCGAAAGAAAACGGCGAUAUAGAACCAGCAUGGGCUACUAGUUUUAGGCUCAGGAAAGUAACCAAGUGGUUAGGGGAGGGAUUUGUUUGCGGGAUUAUAGUCAAAGAGAAUAAGCAUGGCCACCAACAUAUAGUUCGAGGCCUCCGCCACCAAAGAAACCUUGGAGUAAUGGACCGUCAUUGUCAUUGUGAUCGUCUCCAUACCAUUGAAAAUAAACACCACAAACAAUUAGCUGCUUGGAUGUCGAACAGAAGCUCGGACCGGAACAACAACGUCCCGUUGGCCCUUGCUAGCUGCUAUAAACUUCGGACCAGCAGAAAAAAGGACUCUCCGUCCACCUACUAUCUCCUUUGA